Heterobilharzia americana is the source of this 1743-nucleotide messenger RNA. The record is from the annotation of a GenBank genome assembly. NCBI's taxonomy places the organism in Eukaryota, Metazoa, Platyhelminthes, Trematoda, Strigeidida, Schistosomatidae.
AUGCCGGGCGAUUACAAGGAUGCAAUCAAGAAAGAAAACAUUGGUAUUGUAUUUGGCAGUGUUUUGUUUAUAUACUUUGUCAAUCUGUCGCCUUCAAUCACAUUCGCUGCACUGUUGAAUACACAAGUAGAUCCGUCCUACACAGUAACGUUGACACUGUUGUCAGUUGGGAUAUAUUUGAUAGUUUUCACACUCUUAUCUGGUCAACCGCUGGCAAUAAUUGGUAUAUCUGCGCCUAUAUAUAUUGUUGAGUCUUCGUUGGUGUCGGUUUCAAAGAGCACCGGAGUAGAUUUCAAACAACUCAGAGCUUGGAGUGCUUUCUAUUGUGCUAUAUUCGGAUUUAUAUUUGUCAGUUGCAAUAUGUCUGGUGUAGCCAAUCAUAUAAGGCGAUCAGUUGAGGAAGUCUACAAUUCCUUCAUUGGAUUUUUCUUUCUGCUAAAGGCACUUUUUACAAUGUUUUUAUUAAUUCCGCCGAGGGCAAAGGACAACUCCGUAGAAGCUGUUAUGAUUUACUACAAAAAAUUAGCUGUAGCUGGCGUUACAUUAUUUUUGGCAUUUAUUAUGCUCCAGUUUUGUUUAAUUCUUGCUCAGUUAAAACGAGGAAAUUAUUUUAGAAGAAAUAUUAGGAAACUUUUGGGUGCAUUAAAUGUUCCUUUGGGUAUGCUGUUGAUAACUGGAUUAGAGAGAGUAUUUUUCAGGGGUUAUAAUUUACCAACUGUAAAUAUACCUCCAUCGGAUCAAGUGAACGCCUCAACGUGGUUGAACUCACCUGAUUUUUCAAGAUUGCUAGAUUACAGCAAAGCUCCGUCUACACUUAUUCAUGGAACUGCAGCGGCUAUUGGAAUAGCAUUAGCAAUAAUCAUUUUCACGGAAGCAGCUUUAAAUGGUUUAACUGCAAUGAAAAAUAAGGCUGCAAAACCUAAUAUCUUUGUAAUGGAUUUGAUUUUGUUGCAAAUAACGUUUCCGAUUAUUAGUGGAAUAACUGGGUGGCCUUUUAUGUCUGGAACAACAGUAAGAACACUAAGUAAUCUUGUUGCAUUAGUUAAAAUGGAUCAAAGUCCUGCACCUGGUAUGCCUCAUAAAAUUAUUGGAACCGUAGAACAACGGGUCAGCGGUGUAUUUGUUGGACUUCUUGUUGCACUUUCAAUUUUCCUUGGAUCUAUAUUGAGUUUUAUCCCCCUGGCUGCACUCUAUGGCAUGUUCCUGUAUAUGGGUGUAAUGGGUUUACGAGAUUUACAGUUCGUUCUGAGAAUAUGCUCUUUGAUGAAACGCCGGAAACAUUGGGAAGAUUGGGAAUGUGUACGAGGGUUGCCUAGCCGACACAUACUUGUUUUCUCACUUAUUCAAGCUGCAGUUGUCCUGAUACUAGUUAUUCUGAAUAUAUUAUCUGAUUUUACUUCAUCUAAUUAUGUUGGUAUUGUCUUUCCAAUUGUAAUUCUUUCUUAUGGUCUUAUUCGUGAAUUCGCUCUACCGCGGUGGAAAUGGUUGGCGUUAUAUCUUCAUCAGCUUGACCGAAAAUAUAAACUGAAUCCAAGUAAUAUGCGUAAACCAUCCUCAGCAGUACGCAAUCUAUCUACAGUACGUAAAGAAAGCGUUGCUAGCUUUGCAUCGGGUGGCCUAACAGUUACAUCACAACUGAAAGCUAAUAAUUUCAUCGAAUAUAUUCAUGAUCAUGAGGCAACUUCAUACUGUGACUUCAGUGAGCAUGAAGAUGGUGUGGUACGGCGAACCUGGGCAACAUAA